UAUUGCAUGAAAUAUUUCUUUAUUACAUCGACCUAUAAAAGAACCUGAAGCACAUUUUAGUCUUCAGUUUGUGACAAGAUUUUCAGUUAAAACUAUCAAAAUGGAAGUGAAAAAAUUAGUGAUGCUGUCUCUCCUUUUUGGAUCAUCAUUUAGUCAAUCUUUGACUUGUAACUAUACAGAUACAGUUGAUUACGGACAAGAACUUUACGUUUGCAAUUUAGAGAUCCAAAAUCCAUCUGGAGUUGACGAUUUUACAGAGAUUAGUGGAACUCAUUUGGAAGGAAGAACAAAUGCUGAUGUGACUGGAUUGCUUCUUACUACUUCCUCAAGAACUAUCAAUUUUCCGAGGAUUAUUUGCUCUCAGUUCACAAAUAUGCUUCAUAUUAACUACGCUCACAUGAGUAUAGUUGAAGUUACUCAAAAUUCAUUCAGUGGAUGUCUCAAUUUAGAAUGGUUGAGAUUAUGGAACAAUACAAUAGAGCAGGUUCAUGAACAAGCAUUUGCCAACAAUUCAAGAUUGAAAUAUCUAAAUCUUGACAAAAAUCGACUCACAACUUUACCAGAAAAUUUGUUUCGUAAUUUAGUGAAUUUAGAGCAACUACAAAUGUCCAACAAUCCAUUCAGUUUUAUUCCAAGUAGAUUAUUCAGACCUUUAACUAAUCUUCAAAGAUUAUAUUUGAUUCAGUCUAAUAUUAAUAUAAUAAAUCCAGAAUGGUUCGCUACACUUGGUAACUUGUUCCAAUUGACACUUUAUGGAAAUAACAUUACAUCCUGGCCAGAAAAUAAAUUUGCAGCUUUAAGAAAUCUUCAAAUUUUUGUAGUCAGUAAAAACCCAAUUGGUGAUAAUUUGCCUGCUGAUGCAUUCGUAGAUCUACCAAAUCUUGAAACACUUUUAAUGGCAGAUAUUGGAAUCACACAAAUUAAUCCUGCUUGGUAUCAUCCACUCCAAAAGUUGGAGACUUUGUACAUUUACUCAAACUUAUUUACAUCAAUCCCUGAAGGAGCAUUCGACAGUUUAAGAAAUCUUGUAGGACUUGACAUCGGUGGCAAUCAUCUCACUGAAUCUGGAAUUCCUUCAAAUUUAUUUCGAAAUAUGUCGAAUCUUUUGUAUUUAUAUUGUGACAAUAAUCUCAUCCAGACAAUUAAUCCUCAAUGGUUUGAAGGAUUGACGGGGCUUCUUUCAAUUGACUUUAGUUUCAAUCAAAUUAAUGAACUUCAAGAAGGAGUUUUUGCAUCAUUUAGAUCCAUUAUCGAUAUUGGUUUGUGGGGAAAUAAUCUGAAGACUUUGAACAGAAAUGCUUUUGGAAAUAUUCAAAAUUUGACAUAUUUUGAUCUUGAUGACAAUAACAUUAAUGCAGUUGAUGAAAGAUUCUUGAAUGAAGCAUCUCCUUUGUCAUUCUUUUACUUCAGAAAUAACCUGUGUGCCAGUGACUGGUUCUUUAACUUUGGAGCCAAUCGUGAGCAACUCAUGCCAAGGUUCUCCACAUGUACACGUAACUUUGAAUUAAUUGUCGAAACUUCAACCGAUGCUGGACAAGCUUACAGAUUUUUUACUGCACCAAACCCUGGAAUUCAGCUUCGUGUCAAUACUAAUGAUGAAGUUCGCAUAUCUUUAACAUCAUUUGACUUUCUAUGGAAUCCAUCAGUUGAAAUCAUCAUUGGAGCUAGGAACAACACAUUAUCAACAGUUAUUAUGAAUCAAGAUACAGAAGUUGUGGUUGCUCAUAGUCCAAACAUCAUCAGUCCUGGACGAUGGACUGGAUUAAGAAUCACAUGGGCCAAUCAUGUUAUUUUAGUGACCAGAGAGGGACAGUCAUAUCCAUUUUUAGCUUACAAUCUUCAAUGUAUCUUCCGUGUUGGAUUUUAUGGAUUAAGAUCACCGCACAGCCAUGCUGUUUGGAGUAUUCAACCAGUGGAAGCUGAUAUUUUACCUACAAACUUACAGGGAUUUUCAGAUAAUCAUGUCAAUCAGAAAAUAAGAUUUUCUGAUCGACGUUUAAUUGAUUUAUCGUCACUAGGACAAUCCAUAAACUGUGCUUACAGAAAUACAACGAUUAGUGGUCAAAGUCACUACAUUUGUGAUUUAAAUGUUCAAAAUGCAGCUGGUUUUGAUAAUUUUACUGAAGUAACUGGAACUCAUUUGGCAGGAAGAACCAAUGCUGAUGUGACUGGAAUUUUUAUUUUAUCUGCUUCGAGAACCAUCAAUUUUCCAAGCAUUUUAUGUUCACAAUUUUCAAACUCAAUUUAUGUUGAUUUUACUUUUAUGGAUGUUGUCACAAUUGGUGAAAAUACACUUAGUGGAUGUGCCAACUUGGAAUGGUUGAGAUUUUGGUACAAUGAGAUUGAAAAUAUUCAUGAACAAGCAUUCGCAAGCAAUACAAGAUUAAGUUAUCUCGAUCUUGACAGAAAUCAACUUGCAACUUUACCAGAAAAUGUGUUUAAUGGUUUAGUGAAUUUACAGGAGCUGGAAUUGUCAAAUAAUCCUUUCACAUUAAUUCCUGGUGGAUUAUUCAGACCUUUGACAAAUUUGAGACUCUUGUUCCUGAUUACCUGCAGAAUAAAUGAAAUAAAUCUUGAUUGGUUUGCUCCUCUAGUAAAUAUGGAAACACUAUCAAUUUAUGGAAAUAACAUCACAGUCCUUCCUGAAAAUACCUUCUCGAGCAUGAGGAACCUUCAAGUACUAGAAAUCAGCAGAAAUCCAAUCGGUGACAAUUUACCAGCAAACAUAUUCAGAGAUCUAUCCAAUCUUGACCGACUUUAUAUGGCAAAUAUCAGAAUUACAGCAAUCAAUACUGCAUGGUUUAAUGGAAUAUCCAAUUUAGAGUUUCUAUACAUCUACUCGAACCUAUUUAUUUCAAUCCCAGAAGGAACUUUUGAUAGCUUCACAAACCUUUUAGCAAUUGAUAUUGGAGACAAUCGCCUUACAGAAUCAGCAAUUCCUGGAAAUUUGUUUCAAAAUAUGCCAAACUUAAUUUAUUUCAUUUGUGACUAUAAUCUUAUUCAGACUCCAAAUCCUCAAUGGUUCCAAAGAAUGACAGAACUAGUCGUUCUCAACCUCAACUUUAAUCAAAUUAUUGAACUUCCAGUUGGAUUAUUUUCAACAUUUAGAGCUAUUAUUGAAAUUGAUUUGUGGGGAAAUUACAUUAAGACAGUUAACCGUGAUUCUUUUGGAAAUAUCGGAAGUUUAGAAUUUAUGGAUUUUGACAGUAAUGUCAUUAAUGCUGUUGAUGAAAGAUUCUUAAAUGAAGCUUGGCCUCUGUCGUACCUUUUCUUCUUCAACAACUUAUGCGCAAGUGAUUGGUUCUUUAAUUUUGGAAUUAAUCGUGAAUUAUUCAUGCCAAGAUUAGCAACUUGUACGCGAAAUUUUGAAUUUAUUGUCGAAACUGCUACUGAACGUGGAGAAGCUUAUAGAUUUUAUACAGCACCAAACCCUGGAAUUCAAGUUCGUGUCAAUACAAAUGAGGAAAUUCGCAUCGCCUUGACUCCAUUUAAUAUGCUAUGGAGUCCAUCAGUUGAAAUAGUUAUUGGUGCUAGAAAUAAUACAGUCUCAACAAUCAUUAGGAAUCAAGAUCAAGAAGUUGCACUUGCUCGUAGUCCCAACAUCAUCAGACCAGGUCAAUGGACUGGAUUUAGAAUCACAUGGGCAAAUGAUGUCAUUUUGGUGACGAGAGAAGCACAGAAUUUCCCAUUUUUGGCUUACAACUUACAAGACAUAUUCCCAAUUACAUUCUAUGGACUUAGAUCACCUGAGAGUCGUGCAGUCUGGAGCAUUCAACCUGUUGAAGCUGAUAUCAUGCCCACAGAAGCUUGAAUGAGUCGAUAUAAUUUCAAUAACAUAACAUUAAGGUUUAAAAGUCAAUAGCCCCCAAUAUGUCAUUAACACUUAUCAAAUUGAUAACAACCUGAAGAAACUGGAAUCAAAAUAAAAGGCUUAAUUUGAGAAUUAUCUAAGAGAUAAGA
Chironomus riparius is the source of this 3960-nucleotide messenger RNA. The record is from the annotation of a GenBank genome assembly. Lineage: Eukaryota; Metazoa; Arthropoda; Insecta; Diptera; Chironomidae.